AAUCUAAGGCAUGCAUUAGUAAAAUAAACAUGCAAAGUAUGUCUGUCGAGGGUGACGUUGGAAUCUGUAUUAGCUUUGAGACGCAGUAUAAGACAGAUGCACACGACAAGUGUCUGGCUGUUUGUGGUUCUUUGGCUGCGAUUGGAAACUGGGAUGUCAAAAAAGCAGUCAUUGCAGAUGAAAAGCCAGAAAACUCCGGAAAAUGGAUAGUUUCAGUCCACCUACCUGCUAAUGUAAAAUUCGAAUGGAAGUGGGUAGUCGUAUGGCGGAACACCCGAAUCGCUUUUCGAUGGGAGGAACGACAGAAUAGGGUAACAGAAGUCGGGGAAAGCGGCUUCAUGUGUAUCGCGUAUUGGAAUUGUGAUCCGAUAUAUGAACCCCUACCAGAAUCAUUAAGUGAUACGUGGACAGUCGAAGAUGAUAAACGGUUAGAAAAGCUUGCUGGUGAAGAGGCACUUGAGGAUACACAGAGUCGUAAAAGUGUUAUAGCUAGUUACAUACGUGAUCUAGGAUAUCUGAUAUCAUGGUCUUUGCAAAGUAUUAAAACCAAAGUAAUGUCAUUCUUUCAUGGAGUGGGAGGACUUUUUCGGCGAGGCAGUGCGCAUGAUCACUCCGAUUAAACUUGAUUAAUGCACUCAAUUCAAUUAUAGAUGUGAUCAUAUUUAAACUGUGUUAACACGUGUAGAUGAAUUGUAUAUAUGUUUAUGUUCUUUUAUGAAGCUAAAAUAAGAAAAUUAUGCGAAAGAAAGGGACCGUUACAAUAUUAACAUAACCCAAUAGUAGAGUAUUUAAAAUAAUAUCGUAUUCUUUGUGUAAAGUGAAAUAAAUGAUAAUGACCAUCUUUUUUCCUUCUUGAAA
Molecule: messenger RNA, 858 nt
Organism: Saccostrea echinata
Lineage: Eukaryota; Metazoa; Mollusca; Bivalvia; Ostreida; Ostreidae
Exons: 3
Coding region: 30-620 (196 amino acids)
Molecular function (GO): starch binding
Source: RefSeq, a predicted model, not a curated record